This is a messenger RNA of Melampsora larici-populina 98AG31, 531 nucleotides long. RefSeq lists its product as uncharacterized. The record is from RefSeq and is a predicted model, not a curated record. The transcript has 5 exons. Gene Ontology annotation, biological process: mitochondrial respiratory chain complex I assembly. Bases 1 to 531 code for a protein of 176 amino acids. NCBI's taxonomy places the organism in Eukaryota, Fungi, Basidiomycota, Pucciniomycetes, Pucciniales, Melampsoraceae.
AUGGGUGACAUCGAACGUCGACCACCGAUCUUCAUGGGAUCAUUCUUUCUUGGACAUCCUCGAUCUGAUUACAAACCUUACGAUCACAAAUCAGCUCUCACAGCUGCUGCCAAAGCUGGAACUUACACCGGGCUCGCAGGCUCAAUAGUUAGUGCUAUUCACCAUGGAGUCAUUUCUCCGGUCGAAGGUUACAAGGGUUACUUUGCAAACGUGACAAAAUUUACUGCUAUGGCUGCUGCGGUGGGAUUCACAUAUGGAGGCGUAUCUGAGACAGUGGCUGGAUUGCGAGAUGAGAAUGAUCCUUGGAAUGCAGCUGCUGGAGGCUGUGCUGCUGGUUUUAUUCUUGGUGUACGAGCUGGACACCUACCGAUGGCUCUUGGAAACUGUGCACUGUGGGGUACAGCCGCUGGAGGGUUCAAUUAUGCUGGUGCUACUCUUAUACCAGCUCAUAUUCGAUUAUCAAAAGCUGAGCAACAAGCAAUGCGACUUGAGAUUUUGGGAGAGCCCAAGAACCCUUUAUCUACGCAAUGA